UCCCUGACUGCCCUUCAAUCCGAGUUUGUUCAGAGUAGCACCACAAAAUUAUCAGCUAAAUUCGAAACAGUUUUUGCGUCCCCUGUUUUGGGAAAUAAUAAUAAUUGAAGCACAGGCAUGGGCUCAAGAUCGCGAUGGGGACGGAUUGAUGCCCGUGUGACGGUCAAUCUGGUGCGAGAGCCAUCGAUGGGUGUUAUGAAGCUGAAUCGACGGACACUGGAGCGACGCGUGGAUCAUCAGCUGAUGCUGAUGUCUUCUCCAGUGCCGUUUGUCAACUUCAUGAACAAGUUCCGCCUGGACGAGAUUCUGAUCAAUCAUCAGGCCCGUGGGGUGUUCAGCAUGCGCGACUCGGCCACCGUUACGGAGCUGGCCUGCUACACGUGGAAAAUCAUGUCUGCUAGCGAUCGUCUGCCCUACACUCGUCUGGCCAUGAAAGCCCGGGAGAUUCAGAAUGCGCGCAAACUCUACUUUCAGGGCAACAGCGUUAGUCGAAUAGUCCCCAGCAGGGCCCUGGCUCAAAACUGAGCAAACGCUCGAAUG
Drosophila subobscura is the source of this 540-nucleotide messenger RNA. RefSeq lists its product as uncharacterized. The record is from RefSeq and is a predicted model, not a curated record. The coding region runs from base 118 to 525 and encodes 135 amino acids. Lineage: Eukaryota; Metazoa; Arthropoda; Insecta; Diptera; Drosophilidae. The transcript has a single exon.